AUGGUUUUUGGUCAAAGACCGGCUACAGUCAUUGGGUUCGCUUCAACAUCAAAAUCAGGAACAUCUUCACCCGAGCAAAAUAUCAAAUUGGACGAUAAGGAAUGUAUAGACGACAGAGUGAAGAGUUUCGUCUCCACUCUUCCUCUCGUCGAUGUAGUACAGGAAUUGAAAAAUUGUUUGAAUGAAAUGCAUAUUCGCUUCGAGGAGACGAAUGAGGUUGUAUAUAUGGAUCAGGAAAUGCGUCGUUUAUCACUUUCAACCGGCGUUGAAAUCGGCUGCGCUACUUUGCCUCCGGAACAAAAAUCGCAUGUGGAAUUUGCGAUAGUCGCCGGUGAUUCGCCGACGAGUGAGUUACUUUGUGACGAACUAAUCUCAAGGUUGAGAACAUUGACCCAACUGCAUUCCGGAAGAGGCCAACAUGCGAUCUGUCGUCAUAUAAACCAUUAG
This is a messenger RNA of Cooperia oncophora, 447 nucleotides long. Lineage: Eukaryota; Metazoa; Nematoda; Chromadorea; Rhabditida; Trichostrongylidae. The record is from the annotation of a GenBank genome assembly.